Molecule: messenger RNA, 2626 nt
Organism: Paramecium sonneborni
Lineage: Eukaryota; Ciliophora; Oligohymenophorea; Peniculida; Parameciidae
Source: the annotation of a GenBank genome assembly
UAAAUGAGUACUAGUAGAUAUGUUUCAAAGAAGCUUCAGCCAUAUAUUACAUCUAAGACAGAACUGAGCUAACAACUUGAAAAACUCUAGGCAGAGUAAAAGGAAGAGGAAAGAUUAAAUGAUAUAUACUUUGAUUAAUUGGGAAAACUGGAAAAGGUAAAAAUGAUUAUCAUCAAAGGAAUAUGAUACUCUUGUCCAUAUUAUGGAAGAAUAUGGUAAGCGGACCUCUGUUAAAUAGAGUGGAGAUACAGAUUAAGCUUAAAACUUAGAUUCUAGAAUUGAAAAAGCAGUUAUUGAGACUUUAAAUUUAUAUUUGCUUGCAAAUAGUAGAAAAGAAUAAUUAGAAGCUUUAUAAGAAAGAGAAAUUGCUAAAAAAUAAUCUCCUAUGAAUCUAACAUUAGGCAAGAAUGCCAUAAUUGAGUAAAAAAUAGAUGGGUUAGAUGAUGAAUUAAAUGAAGAUGAAUAUGGUUAUUAUGUAACUUUAUAAUCUGAAGAUACUUCUAUGGAUGUUAAAAUACCUGCAACAAUUAAAACCUUUAAAGAUUUGAAAUAGAUUAUUAAAUCUUGUUUUAUGCUAGAAGAAAAUGAAAUAUAUUGCACAGAUCAGAUGGGUAAUCUAUUCUAAGAAAACAUGAUUUUAUUAGAUUAAAUUUAUCCUCCUCUCUAUGAUUUGAUGAAAAAUUAUUAACCAAUAAUUGGAAUCUAAAUAGUCAAGUAACUUAAACUCAGAGAAGCUAUUCAAAGUGGAGAUGAAAGUUUAUUAUCAGAUGAUGGUGCAAGAUAUUUCAUUAAAAGAUUAAAAAUGACUAAACCCGUUGAAAAAAAAAUUAAUUGGAAUAUAUAUCUAGGUUAUUUAAACAGUUUUAAAUAUUUUGUUGAAACAGUUUUGUUUCUUAUGGUUCUAGGCUUAUUUUUAGUUGUCGAAAUAGAUUAAGUUAAAUUCACUACAAGUUCUUCUUUAAUUACUUCAUUUGCAAAAUAAAUGUAAAUUUCUAAAUCAUUUGUAUCACCAAUCAAAAAUAUAUCAUAGAUUAUUAAUCAAACACUUACCUACACUACAGAUAAUCAUAAAUUUCCUACAUAUCCUUUAAUAUCUGGAUUGUUAAUCUAAACACUUGUUAAAUAAGUAAAUUUUAUUAUCAUUAUUAUCUAGGAAAAUAUGCAAGAUUGCUCAAUUCUAAAUAAUAAUCAAAAAAAAUUAUUUAGUGAUAAAAAUUAAAGUUGCUUAGAUUUUUCCACUGUUCUAACAAACGAUUUAUCAGAACAAUAUGAAUACACCAACUUUAAUCCAUCUAUCUAUAAUUAAUAAUUUGAAGGAUAUGUAUGGGAAUUGAAUUUAUCAUCCAAAGAAGAAUUUAAUUAAAAUAUUGAAUUACUCCUCUAAAAAGAUUGGAUUAAAUAUAAUAUUAAAUCAUCAAAAUUUAUUUUAAACUACUUCAAUUCUCCUACAAAAAGACUAAUAUAAGUUGUUAUUACUACUAUUUACUUAUUUAAUGAUGUAACUAUAUUCUUAAUUUUAGAUUUUGCUAAAUUUUAAUAGUAUUUCCUUAGAAUCUUUUGAUCUUAAUAAAUCUACUGAAACUGAACAAUUUUAUGAUGAAAUAUUAUUUUAUUUAUCUAUUUUACUAUUGUCCUCAUCAUUAUUAGGUAAGAAUUUAUUAUUUUAUGUUUAGACUUUUUUGGAAUAUUUUUAAAAACAUCUGAUAAUUCUUUUAUUUUAUUAUAUUAGUCCUAUUGUGAUUUAAUAAACAAAUAAAAAAAGUUGUAAUCUAAAAAAAAAGAUUUAACAACCGUAGAGUUGUAAGAAUUAAGGUAGAAAGAACUGAUAGUUGGAGAAUACUUUAUUUUUAAUAUAUCUGUUGUUUAUAUUGUGAUUAAAGUUCCGUUAAUUUUUGACUUUAUUUGUAAAAAUAACAGAUAUCUUAGACAUAUUAUCAAAUAUAGCCAUUUUGGUUAGGGGAACAAUUUAAGAAAUAUAUACAAAUGCCUUAGAUGAAAUUUAAAUAAAUUCUAAAGAAUUUUAAGAUGCAUCUAAAUUAAUUGCUCCAGCAUUUUUAUUGAGAUUAUUUACUGGAGCUUUAGUUUUAUUUUUGAUGGCUUCAAUAAUUCGAUUUUUAGGAAAUUGGAGUCCAUAUCUUAAAUGUUAUGGAUUAGUAAUGAUAAGAGUAAACUAUUUAAUACUUAUAAUAGUUCAAUAAAUAAUCUUCAUUUUUACUAUUAGUUCUCAUAUUUAUCAUUAGCAUAAGUGCAAUGUCAUGGUCUAUAACAAUCCAAGGCAAAUUAAUAGGAUAAGAUAAUUUCUUCUAUAAUUUCAUCGGAUUAUUAAGGUGCACCUUAAAAUAUGGUAUGCAUAAUGAUUUAGGAGAAUAAGGGUUAGAAAAUAAUUAUUAAAAACAAAUUAGUUUUUCUUUUGAAACUAGAUAUGUAUUAAAUAUUUUAAUUACAAGCUACAAUACCUGAUAAUUUUAGUUAUAUCUUUCAUAAUGAUUCCAAUAUUCAUUUCACUAAUGACAUAACAAGUACACAACACGAAAUUAGAAGCUGAAUAAAAGAUGAUAGAAAUGGAGAGAGAGUAAGAGGAAGAAAAAUAAAAAUAAAAAUAAAAAUGAUUUUACUUUAUUUCAAU